AUGUUGAGUGAAACGCCAUGGAAACGAAAUAGAAGAAGCAACAAAUGCCUACCAACUGAUGAGGGGCUAACGAAUGACAACCUCUGUGACCUAUCUCUGGACCCUAGAGUCCCAGACCAUGGAACCGGUCAAAAGAAGACAGUAGUCGACCACCGUCUUUUUGUGAUGGAAGCAGUCAAAAGAAGACAUCCAGAAGCAUGUGCAGCAAUCUUGUGGAAGAGUGCUAAAGCCUCUCCAAAGGCAGCUGAGAAGCUUAAGAUAACUGCUGGAGAGCUGUGCAAGCUGCAAAUUGCAGAUGGCAUCAUUCCUGAGCCACUUGGUGGUGCACAUGCAGAUCCGUACUGGACCUCACAACAGAUAAAAACAACAAUUAUUGAAACAAUGGAUGAACUUGAAAAGAUGGACACACGGGAGCUGUUAAAACAUCGAAUGCUUAAGUUCCGAAAAAUUGGUGGAUUCCAAGAAGGGAUCCCUAUUGAUCCAAAAAAGAAAGUCAGCAUGAAAAAGAAAGAAAACCCUAUUGUCCAGCCUGGGAAGACUUCAAACCUGGAGUUGGAGGGUGAGGUUGAGAAACUGAAACAACAGAUUUUGAAAGCCAGGGAGUCAUCUGGAGGGCCUCCCAAGUUGGGUCUGGAUGAGAUGGUAGACAAACUGAAAAGAGAGGUUGAUCAUGAAUAUUCUGAGGCAGCUAAAGCUAUGGGCUUGAAGGACAAAAUUACAGUUUUGAGGGAAGAAUUUGCAAAAGCAAAGAAUUCAGAGGACCAGCUCAUGCAUCUGGCUGUAAAGGUGAAGAUUGAUAAGCUUAUGGCUGAGUUCAGCCAAAGUCUGUCCACAGCUCCUAAUUAUGCAAGCCUGAGACAUAAGCUUGGCAUGUUGAAGGAAAUAUCUGAAGCCAAGAAUUUCCAAGAGAUGGACAACAAGGCAGAUUCAAUGAAGCAGGAAAUCAAUAAACGAUUCAAACAGGUUAUUGACCAGCCUCAUGUGAAGCAGAAAAUUGAGGCACUGAAGGCUGAAAUUGAAAAUUCUGGGGUGUCUGCAGUUGAAGAUUUAGACCAGGGGCUGAAGGAGAAAAUUGUACAGCUGAAGGAAGACAUAGAGUUAGAAUUUGCUGAUGUUCUCAAGUCUUUUGGUUUACAUGUCUACCCUCCUUCAUUAUUAGAUGUCAAGGCAAAGGUAGGUCAAUUUAAUGAAGAAAUUAAGAUGAUAAUGGAAGAUGUUAUAAAUUCAUCUGAUUUGAAAAACAAGAUUGAGCUGUUGAAGAUGGAAGCAGCAAAGGCCGGGAAAACACCUGAUUCGGAAUCAAAAGGUAAGAUUCAGGCUUUGGAGCAGCAAAUAAAACAGACCCUUUCAGAGGUUAUGAAUUCCUCAGUAUUAAAAGAUAGGCAUGAUAAGCUGAAGGGAGAGAUUUCUGAUGCCCUUGAAUUUUCUGGACGAUCGAAUGGAAGUUUGAUCAAAGAAAAUCAUAACGAUGGCAAUUCAACGUAUGGUGGAUCAAAAGUAGAGACUAAGUUAGAGGCAAGCCGCAGCUUUGUCUGA
This is a messenger RNA of Ilex paraguariensis (yerba mate), 1536 nucleotides long. NCBI's taxonomy places the organism in Eukaryota, Viridiplantae, Streptophyta, Magnoliopsida, Aquifoliales, Aquifoliaceae. The record is from the annotation of a GenBank genome assembly.